AUGACUUCAUCUGUUCGAAGCUCUAUCACAUGCUUCUUAAACAGAAAAUGGAGAUCAAGUCUGAGCCCUGCUGGUAGAACUGUCAAAGACGAUUCGUUGUCUGCUGAAGAGGCAGCUCAAACUGCCAUGGCUCAGGCACAGCCCAGUCGCAAAAGUUAUGUCCAUGGCUGCAGUCAGACUCCUCUUCUUUUCGAAACUGUUGGAGAACGUCUUCGUCUAUCUGCAGAUCGGGUUCCUGAUAAAGAGUUUGUCAUCUUUAAAAGGGAUGGUAUCAGGAAGACCUAUCAACAGCUUCUGAAGGAUGCUGAACGUCUCGCUUGGGGUUUACUUCAUCUUGGAGUCGAAAAAGGAGAUCGUGUUGGAAUAUGGGGACCUAAUACAUAUGAAUGGGUUACUUGCCAAUUUGCUACGGCGUUGGCGGGAAUGGUUAUGGUCAACAUCAAUCCCUCAUACCAAUCGGAAGAAUUGAGAUUUGCAAUCGAUAAAGUUGGAAUCAAAGUUCUUAUUGCUCCACCUGGCUUCAAGAAAUCCAAUUAUUACCAAACUGUUCGGGAAGUAAUUCCUGAAAUCAGUGGUAAACCAGCAGGCAGAAGCGAUAUAACCUCUGUCGAAUUCCCUAACUUCCGUCAUUUAAUAAUAUUUGAUAAGGAUGAUAAUGCUUAUCAAGGUGCUUGGAAGUACAGCGAUGUUACAAAAAUGGGUACAGAGGAAGAUCGGCAGAAACUGGCCAAAAUCGAAAGAGAAACUCAACCAGAUGAUCCAAUUAAUAUUCAAUACACCAGUGGAACUACUGGACAACCUAAAGGAGCAACUCUCACUCAUCACAAUGUUCUCAAUAAUGCUUAUUUCAUUGGACUAAGAGCUGGUUAUCAUGAGCGAAAAACUAUAAUUUGCAUUCCAAAUCCACUUUACCAUUGUUUUGGAUGUGUUCUGGGAGUAUUAGCAGCUCUGGUACAUUUGCAGUCUUGCGUUUUCCCAGCUCCUUCUUUUGAAGCUCUGGCAGCUCUUCAAGCUGUUGAUGAGGAGAAAUGUACCGCCUUGUAUGGAACACCCACAAUGUUCAUUGACAUGCUUAAUCAUGCAGAUUAUAAGCAAUAUAAUUACGAUAGCAUAAGAUCAGGAUUCAUUGCUGGUGCUCCUUGUCCCAUCACCCUCUGUCGUCGUUUGGUGACUGAGAUGCAUAUGUACGACAUGCAGGUAUGUUAUGGAACAACUGAAACAUCUCCUGUUUCAUUCAUGUCUGUACGAGAAGAUCAUCCUGAACAGAGAAUUAAGAGUGUCGGACAUGUGAUGGAUCAUUUAGAGGCGGCCAUUGUUGAUAAAAGGGGUUGUAUCGUUCCACGAGGAGAGAAAGGAGAAGUUAUCGUUCGAGGAUAUUCGGUGAUGCGCUGCUAUUGGAAUAGUGAAGAACAAACCAAAAAAGAAAUAACUGAAGAUCGAUGGUAUCAUACGGGAGAUAUUGCUGUAAUGCAUGACAAUGGAACUAUCUCUAUUGUCGGAAGAUCAAAGGAUAUGAUUGUACGCGGAGGAGAAAACAUUUACCCAACAGAAGUUGAACAAUUCCUCUUCAAACACCCCCGGAUUGAAGAUGCUCAUAUUGUUGGAGUACCAGAUGAGCGAUAUGGAGAAGUAGUUUGCGCUUGGAUUAGAAUAAAUGAAACUUAUGAAGUUGAAAUAAGUGAAGAACAGAUUAAGGAAUGGUGUAAAGGAAAGAUUGCUCAUUUUAAGAUUCCUCGGUAUAUUCUAUUCAAGAAAGAGCAUGAGUUCCCGUUGACCGUCACCGGAAAAGUGAAGAAAUUUGAGAUCCGAGAACAAUCGAAGAUCGAGCUUGGCCUUCAACAGGUUGUGUCUCAUUUUGCCGAGUUAUAA
Molecule: messenger RNA, 1869 nt
Organism: Auanema sp. JU1783
Lineage: Eukaryota; Metazoa; Nematoda; Chromadorea; Rhabditida; Rhabditidae
Source: the annotation of a GenBank genome assembly